AUGCUGCGUGUAUUCAAUGACACUGCUCGUUAUGUUGAUCAAGGAGGAGGCAAGAGAAAGGGAGCCUUUGCUGUAUACCUGGAGCCAUGGCAUGCUGACAUUUUUGACUUUCUCGAGCUACGGAAGAAUCAUGGCAAGGAAGAACACAGGGCUAGAGACUUGUUUUAUGGUCUUUGGAUACCCGAUAUUUUCAUGGAAAGGGUCCAGAGUGAUGGGCAGUGGUCACUCUUUUGUCCUAAUGAAGCUCCAGGUCUGGCAGAUUGUUGGGGUGCAGAUUUUGAGAGGCUUUACAGUCAGUAUGAGAACCAGGGUAAGGCUAAGAAGGUUGUCCAGGCACAACAGCUCUGGUACGAAAUCUUGACAUCCCAAGUUGAAACAUGGACACCGUACAUGCUGUUUAAGGAUUCAUGCAACAGGAAAAGCAAUCAGCAAAAUCUGGGUACCAUUAAGUCUUCCAAUUUAUGCACUGAAAUCAUCGAAUACACAAGUCCUACAGAAACUGCUGUGUGCAAUCUUGCAUCUAUUGCUCUACCCCGAUUCGUUAGGGAGAAGGAUGUCCCCUUGGACUCACAUCCAUCUAAGAUUGUAGGCAGUUUGGGCUCUAAGAAUCGUUACUUUGAUUUUGACAAACUAGCAGAGGUGACUACAACCGUUACUGUUAAUCUCAAUAAGAUAAUAGAUGUGAAUCACUAUCCUGUGGAGACAGCCAAAACUUCAAACAUGCGUCCUAGGCCUAUCGGUAUUGGUGUACAAGGCCUUGCCGAUGCAUUUAUUCUUCUGGGAAUGCCUUUUGAUUCCCCUGAGGCUCAACAACUGAACAAAGAUAUAUUUGAAACCAUUUACUACCAUGCACUCAAGUCAUCUUCAGAGAUUGCUACAAAGGAAGGUACAUAUGAGACAUACCAAGGAAGUCCUGUGAGUAAGGGUAUUCUUCAACCUGACAUGUGGAAUGUAAUACCUUCGGACCGGUGGGACUGGGGUGCUCUCAGGGAUGUGAUUUCAAAAAAUGGAAUUCGAAAUUCCCUUCUAGUAGCACCAAUGCCAACUGCUUCAACCAGCCAGAUUCUUGGGAAUAAUGAAUGUUUUGAACCUGGUGAAUCCGUAGUUGUGAACAAGCAUCUUCUUCAUGACUUGACUGACAUGGGACUCUGGUCUCCUACUCUAAAGAACAAGAUAAUAUAUGAGAAUGGUUCUGUUGUAAAUGUCCCGGAGAUUCCCGAUGACUUGAAAGCAAUUUAUAGGACUGUAUGGGAGAUAAAGCAGAGAACAGUGGUUGAUAUGGCCGUUGAUCGUGGAUGCUUUAUUGAUCAAAGCCAAAGUUUGAAUAUACACAUGGACAAACCCAACUUUGCCAAACUCACUUCCUUACACUUCCACACUUGGAAAAAGGGUUUGAAAACGGGGAUGUACUACUUGAGAUCACGUGCUGCAGCAGAUGCAAUUAAGUUUACAGUAGACACAGCAAUGCUAAAGGAGAAGCCUGACGUGACCGAAGGAUCAAAAGAAGAAGACGAUGAGACGAAGAUGGCACAGAUGGUUUGCUCUUUGACAAACCGUGAAGAUUGUCUCUCUUGCGGAAGUUAA
Messenger RNA from Eruca vesicaria subsp. sativa (arugula), 1584 nucleotides. NCBI's taxonomy places the organism in Eukaryota, Viridiplantae, Streptophyta, Magnoliopsida, Brassicales, Brassicaceae. The record is from the annotation of a GenBank genome assembly.